Molecule: messenger RNA, 1217 nt
Organism: Schistocerca serialis cubense
Lineage: Eukaryota; Metazoa; Arthropoda; Insecta; Orthoptera; Acrididae
Product: CD63 antigen-like
Exons: 6
Coding region: 27-881 (284 amino acids)
Cellular component (GO): membrane
Source: RefSeq, a predicted model, not a curated record
UGCAGCACACAUAAGGAUAAUACAAAAUGGCUGUUCGAGAUCUAGAUAAGGGAAUGCGCUGUAUUAAAUAUUUACUUUUCUCUUUCAACCUUCUAUUUGUGAUAACUGGUAUCCUGCUCAUCAUGGUUGGAACAACAAUUUAUGCUAUACAUAAUGAUUACAUAAAUUUUCUGGAGGACAAAUACUUGACACCUGCCACCUUACUUAUAGCUGUGGGAAUUAUUAUAUUUAUUGUUGCCUUCUUUGGUUGCUGUGGUGCAGUACGUGAAAGUACAUGCAUGGUAAUGGUGUUUGCUGUCCUUCUUGGAAUUAUCUUCAUAUUGGAGCUCUCAGCCAGUAUUGCUAGUUAUGUCCUCAGGGAUGGACUAGUGGACAUGUUAGUUGGAAGUAUAAAUUCUACAAUGCACGAUUAUCCAAAAGACGUCUAUAUGGCACAAACAGUGGAUUACUUACAACAAACUAUGCAAUGUUGUGGUCUUGCAAGCCCAAAGGACUGGGCUGGAAUACUAACAGAAGGAGAUAACACAGUCACAUUCAAUGGAACAGUAUUGCCGCAGUCAUGUGUAGCAGCUUUUGCCUCAAAUGAAACCACAACAAAUAUCUUUGCUACUGGGUGUGUGUCACGUUUGGGACUCCUGAUUAACCAAAGUGUCCUGCUGCUUGCAACAGCUGCUAUAUCAAUUGCUUUAUUACAGUUCCUUGGGAUGACUUUUGCCUGUUCUCUUGGAAAAGCUAUCAGGGCGCACAAAACAGAACGUGAGGUACGUCGUCAGGAACUCCAAGAACAGCUUAUUAAGAGCUAUUCUCUAAUUAGUAACAGUGAUCCGAAGAGGACAUUCCCUGUUGUGUACAUGGAAGCAAACAGGGAGUAUGACUGCUGAAACUUGCAAGAAAAACUAUAUUUGAAAAUGCAUACUAGUAAAAUAGAAUAAUAAUUUUUCAGUGCAAUGUAUAAUGUGUAUGUGUGUAAGAGUUUCCAGAGGAAUUACCAUUUUUUAUUAGGAGCCCUAGAAAUAUGUAAAACAAAAAUACAGCUCUGACAUUAAUUAGACAUGAAGUACGUUAAACAAGGAGAUAAAAACUGAAUCUACAACAAAGUAAAAGCACAACACUGUCAUGAAGUCAAUACUGUGGUAACAAUUACGUAACCAUCAAGGUUACAUGGAAACUACACACAAAUUUAUCUGUAAGCUCUAAUUUACAGGACAAAUUCAUGU